UCCCCAUAGAAAUAACUCUUGUAAACCACUCCGCUUUAAUUCUGCAAUCAAAAACCUACAACGUAUCGAGAAGAAAAUCCCUCCACAAAAUUCAAACUUCAUACACAUCUCUGCAGUAUGCGGCAUACCACAACAGCAAACUCUCACAUAUAAUCAGUGAAGAAAUAACCAGACUUUAAUCCCUCGCGUGUAUAAUCAGUCCCAAGACAAAUAUAUCAAAUAUGCCAUUAAUGAUGAACACACAGGAACAUUCAUUACAGCAACUAGGAAUUUUAUGAAAACCUCUUGAGGUUUCAAUAAGAUGGCGGCGCAGAUUUUGAAGUUAUCGCCCCUGUUGAAGAAUUGCAGAAAGAAAAAUGGUUUUCUUCAUUCAAUUCUGAGAUGGAAUUGUAGUAGGCGUUUUGCUUCAAGUUCAAGUACCGAAGAGGCUGCAGAAACCAUCUCGAAAGGCUUUCAUAAUGAAGUGAAGUCCGUCCUCAGGACGACCGAGGUGUCCGGACUUUAUGGACUUGAUGCACUCAAGUCUGCCAAGGGUUUUCAGACAUUUGUUCAGGAUGCCAUAGAGAGAUCAGAGGAAUUGAUAGCUCGCAUCAAAGAUCUGCCCCCAUCCGCAGAAACAAUUCAUGCUAUGGAUGAGAUCUCAGAUACGAUAUGCACAGUUGUAGAUUCUGCAGAACUCUGCAGAAACACACAUCCUGACAAGGACUAUGUGGAAGAGGCAAAUAAGGCAUCUAUGAAGUUAUAUGAAUACUUGCAUUACCUAAACACAAACCAUAUGCUAUACAACGCGGUGGUCAAAUCAGAACAGCAAGGUUGUUUAAAGACAGAGGAGGCACAGCGAGCAGCAAAAACUCUACGUAUUGACUUUGAGAAGGGUGGCAUACAUCUCUGUAAAAAGAAGCUGGAACGAGUAAACGAGCUUAACCUUACAAUAACACAGCUAGGAAGGGAGUUUGGAGAAAAUAUUCUUAGAGAUCCUGGCCAAGUGGAUGUAUAUCCCGCUUCACGGAUUCCUAAAUGCUUACACAAUCAACUUGAGCGCAUACAACGCAGGAUUUCAUCAGAUGCAAGAAAGGGAUUUACUGAAUCAGGAUUCCGAAUUGUUACGGAACCUGGAAUUCUUUCAUCUGUUUUAAAAUGGACACCAGACACUGAUAUCAGGAAACAAGCAUAUAUCACAGGUCAUACCGUCCCCAAAGCCAAUUUAAAUGUUUUGGACAAGCUUAUUGCUGCUCGUCAUGAUCUUGCACAGAUUUUGGGGUAUAAAACUUAUGCUGAAUUUGCGCUUACCUCAACCAUGGCUUCAUCACCAGAUGUUGUAAUAUCAUUUUUGCACAACAUGAGCAAUAUGGUGAAAAAGAAAGCAGAUGAGGAGCUUCAUUCAAUCACUGAAUUUAAGAAACAAGUCUCCAAUAAAGUUGAUGAAAGUGUUGAACCCUGGGAUGAAGCCUAUUACACAGGCAUGAUGAAAUCUUCUGCCUGCAAUUUGGAAUCUGCUGUAAUUGCAUCAUAUUUUCCCCUGUCUCAGUGCUUAGAAGGUCUCAACAUAGUUGUAAGAUCUUUGUUUGGUGCAUCAUUUGAUCGUGUGCCCAUGGCUCCUGGAGAAUCUUGGCAUCCUGAUGUGCAGAAAUUGAUCCUCCAUCAUCCAAUAGAGGGGGAUCUGGGAUGCAUGUAUCUGGAUUUGUAUGUUCGCAAAGGCAAGUAUCCAGGGUGUGCACAUUUUGCAAUCAAAGGCGGGAGACGUUUGUCUGAAACAGAGUAUCAACUCCCUGUAGUUGCAUUGGUUUGCAAUUUCCCUCCUCCAGCAAGUUCGUCUCAGGCAAUGCUAAAUCAUUGGGAAUUAGAAACUCUAUUUCAUGAAUUCGGCCAUGCUAUACACUCUCUUCUUUCACGCACGGAUUACCAACAUUUUUCAGGGACAAGAACUGUUAUUGACUUUGCAGAGACACCUGCAAAUCUCUUUGAGUACUUUGCUUGGGACUACAGGGUGCUAAAACAAUUUGCAAAACAUUAUUCAACAGGGGAUACAAUACCAGAGGAACUAGUUUUAUCUAUGAACAAAGCAAGAAAAAUGUUUGCAGCAACAGAUCUACAGCGUCAGAUUUUCUUUUCGAUGAUUGAUCAAACUCUUUUUGGCGAGCAACCUUUACAUGGAAGAGACACAAUGUCCAUAGUUGCAGAUUUGAAGGAGAAGUACACUAGUUGGAAACAUGUUGAAGGGACACAUUGGCACACACGAUUCAACCAUCUUGUUAAUUAUGGUGCUGGUUACUAUAGCUACCUGUAUGCAAAAUGCUUUGCUGCGAGUUUGUGGCAGAAAGUAUUUCUUGAAGAUCCCCUUUCUCUGGAAACAGGUUCAGUUCUCAGAAAUGAUAUUAUAAAAUAUGGUGGUGCCAAGGACCCCUCCAUUCUAUUGAGGGACUGUUUGGGAGAGAGAGUUCUAAAAUCUUGCCCUAGUGGUGGUAUAAUGCCUAAUAAAGAUGAUCUCCUUCAGGAGUUAAAUCUCUGACAUAAUUUGAUGCCAUUUUCAGAAAUAGCUUAGCUGAAAUAAAUGCCAAAUGCUAAGCUCUCUCGAUUUGAUGGUGUUCACAUAGUCAGGUGUUGUGACAUCAAGUAAUUGAAGGGAGCAUAUAGAUUGAUGGCGAUGUAGGAAGCGCGUGGGCAUCUUAACUUUGCCAUGCAGGUAAACCAGGGACCUGGACAAGUGUUCUGCAUUAUUGCAUAAGCUGCUAAAAGAGUAACACUUACAAAAGAAAAGAUUUUAAAAUUGACCUGCAGCUAACAGUUUCUCUAGGUUUCUUUGCUGUCAUGGCAAUACAAGGGUCAGAGCGCAAAAUGAGACAUAUUCUUUACCUGGAAAUUGAAUUAUUACAUCCUCGCGUAGUUUGUAAAAUAUGGAAACACACUGAAUUUUUGUUAAAAGUGUAUCACAUAGUCAAGAAAAUUACGGCUUUUAAAUUGUUACAAGAUCCACUGAAAUUUUCAGGACCAAGGAGUAAUCAUAUUCGAGAACAUAAUGAUUAUGUUCAACUAAGUUGAUUCUUUGAAAGCCCGAGAUUGAAUUCUAACAGAUAGCUUAUACAGUGAGAAAACUGCAAGGCUAUUCUCAGUUCAGUAUAUAAUUGAAGCAACUUUGUUAUUCAAAAAUCAUGUUUCCACGGAAAUUUUGUUUCGGCCUUAAAAUGCUGGCAUGGAUUGUGGAGGGAAAAAUCUGUUUUUUUGAACAAAUGACAUCACAUUUGUAUUGUAGAGGAAUCAUGUUGGUAUAGACACAGCAAUUGAGACAUAAAUAUACGAAGCAACCUUUUUUUUGUAAU
Molecule: messenger RNA, 3317 nt
Organism: Cryptomeria japonica (Japanese cedar)
Lineage: Eukaryota; Viridiplantae; Streptophyta; Pinopsida; Cupressales; Cupressaceae
Product: mitochondrial intermediate peptidase, mitochondrial
Exons: 17
Coding region: 302-2509 (735 amino acids)
Biological process (GO): peptide metabolic process; proteolysis
Molecular function (GO): metalloendopeptidase activity
Source: RefSeq, a predicted model, not a curated record